Messenger RNA from Rotaria sp. Silwood1, 606 nucleotides. The record is from the annotation of a GenBank genome assembly. NCBI's taxonomy places the organism in Eukaryota, Metazoa, Rotifera, Eurotatoria, Philodinida, Philodinidae.
AUGGCAUCUAUUCGAAAUUCAUCUCUACAGAAAAGUAGAAAAUUAGUUGUUGUUGGUGAUGGAAUGUCUGGUAAAACAUGUCUUUUAUUUGCAUUCAAAGACGAUGAGUUUAGUUCGGAUCAUGUACCAACUGUUUUUGAUACAUAUGUUGCUGAGAUUGAAGUUGAUGGAAAUACUGUUGAUUUAGCUUUAUUCGAUACCGCUGGUCAAGAAGAUUUUGAUCGUCUUCGUCCACUUUCAUAUCCUGAUACAAACGUUAUAAUUAUGUGUUUUAGUGUUGAUAAUCCAGUAUCUGCAGCAAGUAUUACUGAAAAAUGGAUUCCAGAAGUACGACAUUUCUGUGGUUCAUGUCCAAUAAUAUUGGUAGCUUGUAAAGUAGAUUUGAGAACAGAUCCUCAAGUUGUUGCAUCAAUGAAAGCCAAAGGUCAAAAACUGGUAUCAACUGAAACUGGAAAACAGAUUGCAACACAGAUCAAAGCUGAUGCUUAUAUGGAAUGUUCAGCAAAAACUCGUGAAGGAGUACAUGAUUUAUUUAUUCUUGCAGCUCGUUUAUCAUUAAAAAAACGUAAUCGAUAUAGAAAACAUCGUAAAUGUUUAUUAGUUUAA